AUGUCGGCGGACGUCGUGCCGCCGGCCGGGGGCAAGCUACACGCGGCCAGCCAUCCUGAGACGAUCGCGGGGCAACGGCGACCCCCUACGAAGACGUCGUCCCCAAACCCAAAAAGUGACAGGGAAGUGCAACAUAUGAAGAAGAGAGUGAAGCAAACGGAGCCGCCGGCGCAAGCUGUUCGGUACACGAGGGUCCGAGCAAAUCAGAUGGAUCAGGUACUACCCCGCCGCUAA
This is a messenger RNA of Linum trigynum, 234 nucleotides long. Lineage: Eukaryota; Viridiplantae; Streptophyta; Magnoliopsida; Malpighiales; Linaceae. The record is from the annotation of a GenBank genome assembly.